Ceratitis capitata (Mediterranean fruit fly) is the source of this 1826-nucleotide messenger RNA. It is a transcript of the gene Jhedup3, whose product is annotated as juvenile hormone esterase duplication 3. The record is from RefSeq and is marked validated. Bases 20 to 1747 code for a protein of 575 amino acids. The transcript is spliced from 6 exons. NCBI's taxonomy places the organism in Eukaryota, Metazoa, Arthropoda, Insecta, Diptera, Tephritidae.
GCAUAAAGUGCUUUACAAAAUGAAUAUUUUAUACGUCACAUUUCUGCUUUGCUUUCAAAAACUUUAUGCCAUUAAAGCGGCUGAACCGGAAGUUUGCAUCGAGGCGUUAGGCUGUGUGGAGGGCGUAAAUGUGGCCGGGCUUGAAGGGCAGCAGUAUGAAGCCUUCUAUGGCAUACCAUACGCACAGCCGCCCAUUGGUGAAUUGAGGUUUAAGAAUCCCCUACCGGCUGAGCACUGGCAGCAUAAGCUAAUGGUGAAAGAACCGAAACCGGAAUGUAUUCAAUUCAAUGUUAUAGCGCCCACACCGUAUAUAAGUGGCGAAGAGGACUGCUUAUAUUUGAAUGUGUAUCGGCCAAAAAAUCCUACUGCUGACAAGCUGCCCAUUUUGUUCUACAUACAUGGUGGUGGUCUCUUUUCCGGUUCUAUAAAUCCACUUUUUCAUGGUCCUGAAUAUUUUAUGCAAACGAACGAGAUUAUUUUGGUGUUACCCGCUUAUCGUUUGGGUCCAUUUGGUUUUUUAAGUAGCGGUGAUGAGCACAUAGCUGGCAAUUACGGACUUAAGGAUCAAAGUAUGGCACUUAAGUGGGUGCACCAGCAUAUAAACGCAUUUGGCGGCGAUCCCUUACGUGUCACCAUCUCGGGACAUAGUGCCGGUAGUGUUUCGGCGCAUUUGCACAUGUUCAGUCCCGCUUCGAAGGAUUUAUUCCGCAAUGCUAUAUUGAUGAGUGGUGUGGGAAAUAGUCCUUUCGCACGACUUACGAUUGAUCAACGGGCUGUGGUGGAUAAAUUAGCCACCGCUGCAGGCAUCACCAACGCCGAGAAAAUGCCUUCCAACGAACUUGCCGCUGCUUUACGCACUGUGCCUGCAAUGGAUCUGGUAAAAGCCGGCGGCGCAUUGAAAGUCUGGGAUGUUCAUCCAUUUGUAAAUUUCCGUCCGAAUUUGGAAGACGAAUCAUGGCCGGAACCAUUUAUGACGCGAAAUUUAUUCCAAUUAACCCGUAGCGUGAAUAUGCCUCAAACGGUGCCUUGGAUUGGUGGUUCUAUGUUGUCAACGGGGGAGGGUACGGUUAUGGCGUUGAAGUUAGUAUCGGAUCCGGUUUUACAGGCUGAAUUCAAUAAGAACUUUGAUGAACACUUCACGUUGGUCCUCGAGUUGAAUGGCACAAAGAAUACGGAAAAGGUGGAUGAAAUAAUUGAACGUUUGGUUGCGGAGUAUAUGGGUGGCGUACGUGAACUGAAUAAAGACACCAUGGAUGGCUUCCUUGCGCUUUUAGGCGAUGCUUAUUUCACGCAUCCCUUAUAUAGGACCAUUGCAGCCGAUCUGAAUUCUGGCGCUGGUGCUGCACAUAGUUUAACAGGCGCAUUGCAGUUUGUUUACCGUGGCCCCUACACAUUUUCACAAUUCUUCACGGGCAGCUCGAAGGAUUAUGGCGCUGUACAUGUUGACGACAUGCUGUAUUUAUUUGGCAUGCCAUUACUAAUACCAAAUGGUCUUCCAAAAUCAUCGGCAGAGUAUGAGAUAAUGAAGAAAUACGUCGGACUUUAUGUGGAAUAUGCCAAGAAUGGCAACGUUGAAAUUUUCACGAAAAUUGGCCCCUGUACGAUAGAGUCGUUUGAACGAUCCGAUGGCUCGGGCAUUUGUGAUUAUUUGUCGAUUGCCAAUGGCACCGAGCCGUUCAAAGUUGAACACACUUGGAAUGUAGCACGAAUGCAAUUGUGGGAUUAUGUGGACAAGACUCUAUUCUGAUUAAAAAUAAAUAAUGUUGUUGUAUUCUUUAACGAAAAUUGUUUAAUUCAUUAAAUAUUAUAUAACUUUUUUCAAUUAA